This is a messenger RNA of Thermothelomyces thermophilus ATCC 42464, 675 nucleotides long. RefSeq lists its product as uncharacterized. NCBI's taxonomy places the organism in Eukaryota, Fungi, Ascomycota, Sordariomycetes, Sordariales, Chaetomiaceae. Gene Ontology annotation, molecular function: RNA polymerase II cis-regulatory region sequence-specific DNA binding; DNA-binding transcription factor activity, RNA polymerase II-specific. The record is from RefSeq and is a predicted model, not a curated record. Bases 1 to 675 code for a protein of 224 amino acids. Gene Ontology annotation, biological process: cell differentiation; negative regulation of transcription by RNA polymerase II; anatomical structure morphogenesis. The transcript is spliced from 4 exons.
AUGAGUUCGCGCAUUGUCAGCACUGACAUGAAUGCCACGGCUGAUGCAUCUCCGUUGGCGUUCGUCUUCAAGGGCAACGAGUUGAUCGUUCAAUGCACCGCCAAUAAUGAUGAUGAGGCGGCUGCCAUGAAGAUCUUGAGCGUCGCACUGGAUAAUUUCAGAAACUUCAAUGACGGCAAGCAUGCCGUUAUUAUUCGUUCUAAGGCUGAGCCUACCAAAUAUUGGAUCUCCAGCGCUCAGUACGCGGAGAUUCUGGACAGAAAUGCCUACGACAUCGUGAAGUCGACUGAGAUGGAUGCUGGUCCGAUGCUCCAACCUGCCGUCACCCCGGAGGCCGUUAAUCAUCCAAAGGUCACCAAGCUUCGCAUUCGUCGCCCUCGGAACCAAUUCAUUAUCUACCGUCAGUGGAUGUCUGCCCGGAUUCAUGCCAGCAACCCCGGCUUGACUGCUGCCUGCAUCUCUCAAAUCGUCGCGAAGACUUGGCGGGCAGAGAAGCCUGAGAUUAAGGCUCACUUCAAGGCCCUCGCUGAUGAAGAGGAUCGCAUUCACAAGGAGAAAUAUCCAGGCUAUCGCUACGUGGCUGCUCGCCGUAACCCUCAGCUUCCUCUCUCGAAGCGCAACUUGCCCCACGACCCGAUGACUGUCGACGAGAGACUGAUUGCAGCUGGAUUCUGA